AGAAACCACUCAUUUACCUUGCUGUCCAGGCAGUACAUAAAUAAAUGAUAAUUCAUGAAAAGGAUGGAAAGCCAUCGAUACAUAAAUAAAAGGCCAUCUUCUAUCUACCUCUAGAGCCACAGCUGUAGCUGGCUUGAGUAGUCAUCAUCAUCAUCACCAGAAGAAGAAGAAGAUGCAGGACUGGAGUCCUGUGCUCAUCUCCUUCAUGCUCUUCAUCCUUCUGUCCCCGGGGCUCCUCUUCCAGAUCCCUGGCAAAUCGCGGACGAUCGAGUGCGGAAAAUUCCACACGAGCGUCGUUUCCAUCCUCAUCCACACCAUCAUCUUCUUCGCCCUCGAUGCCUUCUUCCUCGUUGUCGUUGGCGUCCGCAUCGAGUUUGGAUCCUCGUCAUGAUUAGUAGAGUACUCUGCUUCACCCUGCUAUAGUUUCUUUUGCCAUUUCUGUCUGUUUGGUUCUUGCUGCUUGCUAAUUAGUUUAUCUAUGCUCGUGAUCACUGCUAACUCAACAUGUUACAUGGUGGAAUCACGUGAAAUUUAUACAGUUGGGAUUUAAUGCAAACAUUACCUUGUAUGCUGCUAUUGUGGAUUUAAUGACAACAUUACUGCA
Hordeum vulgare subsp. vulgare (domesticated barley) is the source of this 604-nucleotide messenger RNA. RefSeq lists its product as uncharacterized. The transcript has a single exon. The record is from RefSeq and is a predicted model, not a curated record. Bases 173 to 391 code for a protein of 72 amino acids. Lineage: Eukaryota; Viridiplantae; Streptophyta; Magnoliopsida; Poales; Poaceae.